AUGCCUUCAGAUACCAGGAACACUUCUGGCACAGUAACUGAAUUCAUCCUCCUGGGUUUUCCCAGCCGCUGGGAAAUUCAGGUGUUACUUUUUUGUCUAUUCUCUGUGACUUACAUUCUGACUAUCCUUGGAAAUAUGGCCAUUGUCUGUGCUGUUUACUGGGACCUCCGGCUCCAUACGCCCAUGUACCUGCUGCUGGCCAACUUCUCCUUCCUAGAGAUCUGUUAUGUCAACUCUGAUGUGCCCAACAUGCUAGCCAAUUUCUUAUCUAAAACCAAAGCUGUUACCUUUACUAGAUGCCUUCUUCAGUUAUAUUUCUUCUUCUCCCUUGGUACCACAGAGUGCUUAUUUCUUUCCAUCAUGGCUUAUGAUCGUUUCCUAGCUAUUUGUCGCCCAUUGUACUACCCCACCAUCAUGACCACUAAAUUCUGCAGUAACCUAGUCAUCUUUUGUUGGGUAUAUGGUUUUCUCUGGUUCUUAGCCCCAGUAGUCCUUGUUACUCAGCUACCAUUCUGUGGUCCAAAUGUUAUUGAUGAUUUCUUAUGCGACUUGGGUCCAUUGCUGGCCCUGGCUUCCGCUUGUGUCCCUAUCCCAGGGACUGUUCUCAUAUGUGGCACAAUGAGCUCCCUCCUUAUCUUUGCCACCUUCUUCUACAUCAUUGGAUCCUACACAGUAGUGCUGAGAGCUGUGUUACAAGUACCAUCAGUCUCAGGCCGGCGGAAGGCUUUCUCCACCUGCUCUUCACAUCUAGCUGUGGUUCUUCUAUUCUAUGGAUCUGUCAUGAUGACAUAUGUAAGUCCAGGCUCAGGACAAGCAGAGGGAAUGCAGAAAUUCACUACGUUGUUCUACUCUGUGAUGACCCCUCUUUUCAAUCCCCUUAUUUAUAGCCUCCGGAAUAAGGAAAUGAAAGAAGCCUUGAAAAAAGUUCUACGUAGAGUUUAA
Molecule: messenger RNA, 942 nt
Organism: Antechinus flavipes (yellow-footed antechinus)
Lineage: Eukaryota; Metazoa; Chordata; Mammalia; Dasyuromorphia; Dasyuridae
Product: olfactory receptor 11G2-like
Exons: 1
Coding region: 1-942 (313 amino acids)
Biological process (GO): G protein-coupled receptor signaling pathway
Cellular component (GO): membrane
Molecular function (GO): olfactory receptor activity; G protein-coupled receptor activity
Source: RefSeq, a predicted model, not a curated record